Molecule: messenger RNA, 1993 nt
Organism: Sapajus apella (tufted capuchin)
Lineage: Eukaryota; Metazoa; Chordata; Mammalia; Primates; Cebidae
Gene: TEAD4
Product: TEA domain transcription factor 4
Exons: 12
Coding region: 714-1799 (361 amino acids)
Biological process (GO): regulation of transcription by RNA polymerase II; hippo signaling; embryonic organ development
Cellular component (GO): transcription regulator complex
Molecular function (GO): DNA-binding transcription factor activity, RNA polymerase II-specific; RNA polymerase II cis-regulatory region sequence-specific DNA binding
Source: RefSeq, a predicted model, not a curated record
UUCCGCUGCUCUUUUCUUUCCGUAGUCCGCGUUCCCGCCUCGGACCUCUGCGCCCCGGCGCGCUUCGUCCCGACCUCAGGCUUCCCUACGCGCUCCGGCGCAGCCCGCGGCCCCUCUCCCGCUUCCCUCAGUCCGCCCCGCGCUCCCUUCCUUGCUCCCGGUUGACUCACUCCUCCAGGAAUAGGGAUCCCCGUGUUUUCCCGUCAGUCCCAUUCUGGGAAAACUCCUCCCUCCGCGCGCUCCGCUCCGCUGGGCGCACCGGGGCCGGUCGGCGCUGGGUGGGCUUGGCCCAGCGGCCCCGCCUUCCCUGCGCCGCCCGUCGGCCCCGGCCCGACCCCGGCUCUGCGCGCUGACGCCCUGCCGUCCCCACACAGCGAUCGCCGCUGCCGGAAGAGUUGGUGCUCGGGGCGGACUCCUGGGAACUGGCUUAGCGCACCCACCCCACCUUCCCGCACCCUGGGACCGGUCCAACGGGUGCUCCUCCAAGCGGAGCCUUGGAGGGCAAGGCCGGCACCAUUACCUCCAACGAGUGGAGCUCUCCCAACUCCCCCGAGGGGAGCAACGUCUCUGGGGGCAGUCAGGCACUGGACAAGCCCAUCGACAAUGAUGCAGAGGGCGUGUGGAGCCCAGACAUCGAGCAGAGUUUCCAGGAGGCCCUGGCCAUCUACCCGCCCUGCGGCCGGCGCAAAAUCAUCCUGUCGGAUGAGGGCAAGAUGUACGGUCGGAACGAGCUGAUUGCCCGCUACAUCAAGCUCCGGACAGGGAAGACCCGCACCAGGAAGCAGGUCUCCAGCCACAUCCAGGUGCUGGCUCGUCGCAAAGCUCGCGAGAUCCAGGCCAAGCUAAAGGACCAGGCAGCUAAGGACAAGGCCCUGCAGAGCAUGGCUGCCAUGUCGUCUGCACAGAUCAUCUCCGCCACGGCCUUCCACAGUAGCAUGGCCCUCGCCCGGGGCCCCGGCCGCCCAGCAGUCUCAGGGUUUUGGCAAGGAGCUUUGCCAGGCCAAGCCGGAACGUCCCAUGAUGUGAAGCCUUUCUCUCAACAAACCUAUGCUGUCCAGCCUCCGCUGCCUCUGCCAGGGUUUGAGUCUCCUGCAGGGCCUGCCCCGUCGCCCUCUGCACCCCCGGCACCCCCGUGGCAGGGCCGCAGCGUGGCCAGCUCCAAACUCUGGAUGUUGGAGUUCUCUGCCUUCCUAGAGCAGCAGCAAGACCCGGACACGUACAACAAGCACCUGUUUGUGCACAUCGGCCAGUCCAGCCCAAGCUAUAGUGACCCCUACCUCGAAGCCGUAGACAUCCGCCAGAUCUAUGACAAAUUCCCUGAGAAGAAGGGUGGACUCAAGGAGCUCUUCGAACGGGGACCCUCCAAUGCCUUUUUUCUUGUGAAGUUCUGGGCAGACCUCAACACCAACAUCGAGGAUGAAGGCAGCUCCUUUUACGGGGUCUCCAGCCAGUAUGAAAGCCCCGAGAACAUGAUUAUCACCUGCUCCACCAAGGUCUGCUCUUUCGGCAAGCAGGUGGUGGAGAAGGUUGAGACAGAGUACGCUCGCUACGAGAAUGGACACUACUCAUACCGCAUCCACCGCUCCCCGCUCUGCGAGUACAUGAUCAACUUCAUCCACAAGCUGAAGCACCUGCCCGAGAAGUACAUGAUGAACAGCGUGCUGGAGAACUUCACCAUCCUGCAGGUGGUCACCAACAGAGACACACAGGAGACCUUGCUAUGCAUUGCCUAUGUCUUUGAGGUGUCAGCCAGCGAGCACGGGGCUCAGCACCAUAUCUACAGGCUGGUGAAAGAAUGAGAGACUUGGGGAGCAGGGAGGGGGGAAGAGACAUGUGUGCAGGAAAUGGGGACGUGGGGAGGGGACCUGCGGGGCAGCCCCCCGAAGUGCCAAGAGUGCUGAGAGGAGCAGCUGUGACUCUACCCAGGAACAAACUGUGCCUGAACCUGCAGUGCCCAGCCCCAAAUAAACCCAAGAUGCUCUGUGUUUUCAGA